Molecule: messenger RNA, 848 nt
Organism: Miniopterus natalensis
Lineage: Eukaryota; Metazoa; Chordata; Mammalia; Chiroptera; Miniopteridae
Gene: CD63
Product: CD63 molecule
Biological process (GO): regulation of vascular endothelial growth factor signaling pathway
Cellular component (GO): plasma membrane
Source: RefSeq, a predicted model, not a curated record
UAACCCCCCUGCCCUCCCGUCCGGCCCAGGCCCGGCAGCCAUGGCGGUGGAAGGAGGAAUGAAAUGUGUCAAGCUCUUGCACUACAUUUUUCUGCUGGCCUUUUGCGCCUGUGCAGUGGGACUGAUCGCUGUGGGUAUAGGGGCCCAGUAUGUCCUGAGUCAGACUAUCAGCCAAGGGGCCACUCCUGGCUCCGUGUUGCCUGUGGUCAUCAUUGCAGUGGGUGCCUUCCUCUUCCUGGUGGCCAUUGUGGGCUGCUGUGGCGCCUGCAAGGAGAACUACUGUCUUAUGAUCACAUUUGUCAUCUUCCUGUCUCUUAUUGUGCUGGUGGAGGUGGCCGCAGCCAUUGCUGCCUAUGUGUUUAGAAACAAGGUGAUGUCAGAAUUUAAUAAGGACUUCCAGCAGCAGAUGAAGAAUUAUCCCAAACAGAACCAGACAGUUUUUAUCCUGGACAGGUUGCAGAAAAAAUUCAGGUGCUGCGGGGCGGCUAACUACACAGAUUGGGAGACCAUCCCUCUUGAGCCGAAGGGCCGUGUCCCUGACUCCUGCUGCAUCAAUGUCACUCAGAACUGUGGGAUUAAUUUCAAAGUGAAUGAAAUCCAUACCGAGGGCUGUGUGGAGAAGAUUGGGGUCUGGCUGAGGAGCAAUGUGCUGGUGGUGGCUGCAGCAGCCCUGGGCAUUGCCUUUGUGGAGAUCCUGGGAAUUGUCUUUGCCUGCUGCCUUGUGAAGAGUAUCCAAAGUGGCUAUGAAGUGAUGUAGGGAAUCUGGUCUUUUUUGCCCCUCAUCUGGGAGAGUAGGGUAGUCUACUCCACAUUUUUCAAUUAAACGGAUUAUUUUUUCAGACCGAAAA